AUGGAUGUAACUAAUAUGUGCAGAGGAUGUAUGCAAAAAGUGUCUUGUGAUGAGGAAAAAUCCACUAGACUCGUGGAAAUGUUUUGUUAUUGUACUAAUAUUUCGAUAACAGAUGAUGCGAAUUUACCAAAUCGUUUCUGUUAUGAAUGCAGAAAAGAUAUAGAGUUAGCAUUUACAUUCAUAAAAAAGGCUCAAAAUGUAAAUGUAACUCUCAAAAACAUCACUUCGAGAAAUACAAGUGUCAUUGUACCAAACAAACAUAAAGACAUCCCUAUGAUAUUAACUUUACCUAAUUACAAGUUAUGUGUAGGUGUAACUAAUAUAAAUCAACAUACACUUAUUACAAAUUCUAGUCAAUUAAAUAAUGAAAAUCAUUUCGAAAAAUUAAAUGAAAUAAGAAAUGAUAUAAUCUUAGAAGAUGAAACAAUAUUAAAUGAAACCAAAGAAGUAAAUAUAGAUGAAAAUAAACCACAUUGCUGUCCCGCAUGUAAAAGGAGUUUUAUGUUUAAGUAUUGGUUAUUAAAACAUAUGGAGGAUGAGUGUUCUGGCCAGGAAUUUGUAUGUGACAUUUGUAAUCAAAAGUUCAUAAAAAAAUCAAAAUUAGCACAGCAUAUACAGGUUCAUACUAAAGACUGCAAAUUCUCAUGCAGUAUGUGUGGCAGACAGUACAAAAGACGAAGAUAUCUAACAUCACAUCUAAAGACACAUUCUCUUGAUAGACCUUAUGCUUGUGAAAAAUGUCCUAAAAAGUUUAAAUUGAAGAAAAUACUAUUAAGCCAUAUAAAAACACAUGAUGUUGUAAAACAAUAUCUUUGCUCUAUCUGUGGUUGGAGCAGCAAUCUCUCGGGCAACUUACAGACUCAUCUAAACACACACACGGGGGCGAAGCCCUACGCCUGUCGAACUUGCGGCUUUCGCACGGCAGCGCCUAAUUCGCUCCGGAGCCACGAACUGCGUCACAUCCAACGGCGUCCAUACGUGUGUACUUGUGGCAAGGCUUUCUAUGACUCCAGUGCACUUAAACGACACAGCCGCACGCACACAGGCGAACUGCCAUACAAAUGCGCGUUGUGUUCGCGCGCCUUUCUUGACAGUUGGAAGCGAAAAACUCACCUUAUACGGGCCCACGGACUGGCAUUGGAGGAUAUACCACGAAUGCGGAAAGAUGGGACGACGUAUUAA
Messenger RNA from Pieris macdunnoughi, 1182 nucleotides. The record is from the annotation of a GenBank genome assembly. Lineage: Eukaryota; Metazoa; Arthropoda; Insecta; Lepidoptera; Pieridae.